AUGUCCGAGGCCUACGAACGCGAGCGCCAAAACAACUCCCGCCUAGACGAGCUGUCGGCCAAGGUGUCCGCCCUGCGCGGCGUCACCAUUGACAUUUACGACAAUGCGCGCGCGCAGGACGUCAUUGACAACACGUCGGAGACGUUCUCCUCCAUGACCACCCAGAUGCGAGGCUCCGCCGGCCGGCUGACGCGCAUGGCGGCCUCCGGCAACAAGGUGGCCAUCCUGAAGCUGUCCGGCAUCUUGAUUGGCGUCUUCAUCUUUUUAUACUACGCGGCGCGCAUGUUCUUCUAA
Cordyceps fumosorosea ARSEF 2679 is the source of this 294-nucleotide messenger RNA. RefSeq names its product SNARE protein. NCBI's taxonomy places the organism in Eukaryota, Fungi, Ascomycota, Sordariomycetes, Hypocreales, Cordycipitaceae. The record is from RefSeq and is a predicted model, not a curated record. The transcript is spliced from 2 exons. Gene Ontology annotation, biological process: intra-Golgi vesicle-mediated transport. The coding region runs from base 1 to 294 and encodes 97 amino acids.